Molecule: messenger RNA, 6441 nt
Organism: Plasmodium malariae
Lineage: Eukaryota; Apicomplexa; Aconoidasida; Haemosporida; Plasmodiidae
Product: conserved Plasmodium protein, unknown function
Exons: 1
Coding region: 1-6441 (2146 amino acids)
Source: RefSeq, a predicted model, not a curated record
AUGCAAAACAUUGUUGACCCAGAUAAUACCGUACUUUAUAGUGGUGUAAAUUUGCGGAAGUAUAUUGGCGCAUUGCACACUAUUGAAGAAGAUGAUGAAAACAAUAAUGACAAAAAUAAAAAAGGUGAAACUAAUGAAAAGACUGAAACAAAUGUAAAUAACGCAAGCAACUAUAAUAAAGAAAAUAACGUAAGCAGCUAUAAUAACGAAAAGAAUUAUUCACUAAGUAACGACAUGCAGAAGAAAACAUCCAACAUUUGUAAUGAGCAUACCAUGGACGGUUGUAGAAAUAUACUAAAGGAAUGGAAUAUAGAGCACACUAGUGAUGAUUAUGUCCAUCCCUUUUCUUCUAUUAAUAACUACUUAAGCAAUAAAAAUAUAUCUAAAGAAUAUUUAAACAAUAAUGAAAAAUCAAAUACAAGAAAGAACCUAGAAGAGGCUGUAAACAGAAGAAGAAAAAUUAAGGAAAUGAUAUCAGCCUAUAAUUCUCUAAACUUAAGUUUAUCUAGUUGUAACUUCGAAAAUUUAGAUAUUCGAAAAAAAACAUCUCUAUAUCAUUCUGAUAAUAGUUUUGAAAAGGAUGAACAAAUUGGAAUUAGUUUAAAAAAAAAAACAUCAGAAAGAAAUUAUUCAGGUAUAACUAACCAAGUGCAAGAUAAAAAGGAAAAUAAUGACUAUUACCGAGAUAACAAUAAUGAAAGUAGUUGUAAUAUUAUUAAUAAUAAGAACAUGAAUAACGACUGCAUUAGUUCUACUUAUGAAAAUAAUAUAUCGCACUUGCACAAUAACUAUUUAAAUAAUUGCUACACUAGUAAGGAUAAUAUAAAAUCUAGAAUAAAUGAAAUUUCAUUAGAUAAAUUAUGCAUUAAUGGUAGUAAUAGUGACAACACUAAUGACAAUAAUAAUGAUAAGAAUAAUGAUAAGGAAAAUGACAAUGAUGACGAAAUAGAAGACUACAAAACUUUUUUAACUUUAGAUAGUAAUAAUACUAUUUUCAAAACAAAACCUCUUAAACUACCAGAUAUAUCCUUCCUAAAUAACAACAGCAGCAAUUAUAGUUACCUAGGUUUUAAUAACAGGGACGAGGAGAACAAUCAUGGUAAUAGGAAUGACAAUAAUAAUAGUAAUACUUUUCUUAGAAAUAGAAUUCUUUAUGAAACGUUAGAUGGUAUGUCUUUCUACUACGAUGAAAAUGGUAAUGAUAAUAAUAACAGUUAUAACAAUUAUAAAAAUAGUAACAAUAAUAAUAAAGAUAAGGAGAUAUUUAAUUUUAUCUCGGAGCUAAAUGGUGAAAAGAGUGCACUACAAAACAGGACAGGUAUAUAUGAAUAUAAUAGUAAAAAUUUCUUAGAUAACAAUGUUAACUUUUUUGAAUUAAAAAAGGAAAGUAAAAACAAUAUAGUUAAGAAUUAUAUAAAAAUCAGUAAGGUAGAAAAUUCUAACAUAGAACAUUUAAUUAAUAACGGUAUUAGUAGCAUUAACAAUGUCAUCAAUGUUGACCAUGUAAAGCAUAACAAUUUGAACAAUAACAAUACUAUCAACUGUAGUAAUAUCGUAGGUAAUAAAAUAAAAAGUUAUGCUAAAACUUAUUUGGAUUAUAAGAACUACGAACAAAAUAGUAGAAUAAUUUAUAAAAAUGCUUUUGAAAAUAAUUAUUAUAAAAAUCAGCCCAUAAGUUACAAUCGAAAGAAAAGUAGUGAUAGGUUAAAAAGUAGCAUUAUUUAUAAUAACCCUAGAAUUAACAAAAAUGAAAAAGAUAUAAGUUAUUUAAAUAAAAUUAAUAACAGUAGCAUCAUUCAUCAUUCUCCAUAUAAAUCUAAUAAUAAAAUAGUUCAAGAUAUAUGUAAUUAUAACGGUGCAUACAACACACACAAUAAUUUUAAGUUGAGUCAUGUAGAUCACGAUCCACAUGUAUAUGACAUAAAUAAAUUUAUGAAUGAAAGUGAGAAUUACAUGAACUCUUCUUCCUGUAUUAAAAAUAUAGAAAAUUUUAAAGAAUUGCUAAUAAGUGUAACAAAAGAUAAUUUAAAUGAAUAUAUAAAAUGCUUACAAAAUAUUAAUAAUAAAAAAUUAAAGCACUAUACUUAUUCUAUUAAACAGGUAAAUAAUUAUAACCUUAGUCAAUAUUUAAAUGAAAAAUAUAAAGCCGCUAUUCCGUUAAAAUGUAUUAAAGAAUCAGUGUUAAGCAACUCUGAUACAUUUUCCUCCAUACAGAAGUCUGUAAACGAUAGUGAUGAAUUAAGCACAUCUACCUACGGGAAGGAUAAUAGAAGUGCAAAUUUUGUAAAUAAACGUGCAGUAAAAGGUGGUAGCCAGGGUAGUAGCGUAAAUAGGAGUAGUCGCAGUAGCAGUAGUAGUAACGGUAGUAAUAGCAAGAGCAAUUGUAGUAGAAGCACGAAUAAUGAUACCACUAAAUCGAAGCAGCAAUUUUAUAAAAAUAAAAAAAUGAAUAAUUCAAAAUACACGAAUGCAUUAGAGACCAUUCGUACAAAUAAAUUUAUUUCUUGUUCCAAAGAAAUAAAAAAUGAACGAAACUUGAGUUUAGUUCAUAGAAAUAAAAAUAGUAAUAGAAAUAGAAAAAUAGAUAUGUAUAAUAAAUUUAGUAGUAGUUAUGAUUAUCUUAACAAAGUUAAACCAAAAAAAACACAAACACCUAUAAUUAGUAAAAAUGAAUUUCCUUAUACUAUGGAUAAUAGUUCUAAUGAUAAUUUAGAUAAAUUAGAUUAUUUAAAUAAAAAAAAAAAGAAGGAUAAUAAUAUAUAUAGCAUCAAUGUUGAUAGCUCUAAAUAUGAAUGUGCUCAUAAAAAUUUAAAAAAAAAAAAAUUACGUGAACAUUCAUUAAGCAAAAAAAAAUAUCCUAUAGGAAACGAUUUUUAUAGCUUAAAUUAUGAAGAUAGUUAUUCUCAAAAUGAUUAUAAAAAAUGCUGCAUAAGAAAUGAUAUUACACAUUUUCAGAAAAAAAAAAAAAAAAAAAAAAAAAAAAAUAUAUAUAGCAGCAGUAACAAUGGUAACAAUAACACAUUGCACACAACACAAAAUAAAAAAAAUAUAUUUUUUCCUUUUAAUUCAGAUUCAGAGGAUUAUAACGAGCAACUAAGUAGUUCAUCUAUUUCGAUACUAAGAAAUAAUUCAAGUAAAAAUAAUCAUAAGGAGUUAGAAUUCAAUGGUGAGCAUAGCAAUGUGAAAAAUUAUGCUGCACAUGGUAGAAGCGUAAGUAAUAUUAAAAAUAAUAACAGUGGUAAUAAUAACAGUGGCAAUAAUAAUAAUAGCAGUGGUAAAAUUAAUAAUGACAGCAAUGGUGAUUAUAGUGGUGAGAGAAAUAUUACCGAUGAUGAUAAUAAGAAAGAACAGAAUAAAUAUACAUACAGUGCUGACAGAAAUAUAUAUAGAAAUAAAUUUGAGUACAAGGAAAUCGAAAAUUGCAGCUACUAUGUAGAAGGCAAAUCCUUAGAAGAAUCAUCUAGCAGCAAUACAAAUGAAAAUGAAAAUAAAUAUAUAUUAUGCAAUUUAAGUCAAAAUAACACGAAUGAAAAAAAUACGUACGAAUAUGGAGAUAUUAAAAGGAAUGAAGCGGACCAUGCAUUUACGUACAGUAAGCAUGUUGAUAAAAAUGAAAAGAGUAAGGAACAGUUGGAAAAUACAAAUAAUAAUUUAUGUCUUAUUAAAAAAAAGAAUUCAAAAAAUUAUAAUGAGCAAAAUAAAAAAUUACAUAAAACUGAUUUUUCAACAAUGGAAAGUAUGAACACACGAUAUAAAUAUGACAAUUUAGAUAAAAAUAACACUUUGACUUAUUUUACGAAUAUAAAUAGAAAGGAAAAAUUAAACAAUAAUGAAGAAUACUCAAAGGAAGGUCCCUCAUCCUACAGCAUAAAAAGAGAAAGCAGUUUUUUUAAUAAUAAUAUUAAUAAUAAUAUUAAUAAUAAUAUUAAUAUUAAUAUUAAUAAUAAUAAUAAUAAUAAUAAUAAUAAUAAUAAUAAUAAUAAUAAUAAUAAUAAUAAUAAUAAUAAUAAUAACGAUAUUAGUAACAGUGUUUUAUUUUUAAAUAAAGAAGAAAAAGACCUUAUUGAAGAAAAAAUGGGUAUUUUAAAUGUUAAUUUUCAAAACAGUUCAAAACAUUAUGAAAAUUUCAGGAAAAAUACAGUAGAUAUUUCAAAUAGUAUUCAAGAGAGUGAUAAUUUUAACUGUGAACAUUCCAUAUAUACAAAUAAUAACAAAGGAAUAGAUAUUAGAGAAAUUAUUAAGAACAAUAAAACAAGAAUAGAAAAUUUGUAUGAUAAUGAAGUAAGUCAAAAUGAGUCAUAUAUAAAUGGUAAUAAAAAUGCAAAUGAAAAUGCAAAUGUUAAUGCUAAUGUUAAUGCUAAUGUUAAUGUAAAUGUGAAUAAGUGUAAUAAUAAAAUAAAUGAUCAUAUGGAGUUGCAUAAACAUUCCCGUUGUGCGUUAAACAAAUUUGAUAAUUUUUAUAAUUCUGAAAGUGAUAUUUCUUACUCCAUUAAUUCGUAUAACGACGAAAUGGAGAAUAAAAAAAACAUAAUUAGUUGUUCAUUAGAUAGUUUUAAUGAAGAAUUUGACAACCCUAUUUCAGUACCUUCACCAGCAGCUUCCUUUUUUUCUGGUAUCAGUUUAUGUUCUUCUGUACAUAACGAAAAUGUAAAUGAACAAAAUUCUUUUAGUUUGACAGACAAUCAAAUUAAUGUAAGAUCAACACAAAAUAAUAGUUCGGAUGAUAAAAGGAAUUAUUAUGUUAGAGAUCAUAAUGACGGAAGUGAUUAUCUUCAAAGAGGUCAUUUACUCAAUAAUAAUAGUAGAAUGAUUAAUGCAUAUAAUUGUAGUGGCAAUAAUAAAAUAAAUACAAAUAUAAAUUCGCUAAACUACGAUAAUACAGAUUUUAAUAUGCACAAAAUGGGGAACAACAUAAACAAAAAGGGUAACAUAUACAAUGAGGGAAAUAACACACACGAACAUUACAACGAGCAGCACAAAAAAAACAUAAGUGAUAAUUCUUUUGGUGAUCCUAGUCUCAUUAGUAAAAAAAUAUAUGACGACAAAUCAUUUUCCUAUCUGCAUCACUGUCCAAAACAAAAUGACAACUCAAGUUGUAGUGACGAGUUAAUCAACUUAAAAAAAAAAAAUUAUCAUGAGACAAAUGAUAUGCCGCAAGUAAUAUUAGAUAAAAAAUAUAUAAAUGUGAAUAACAUACAUAGGAAUAAUAACGACAUACUUAUAAGUAAAAAAAUAAAUAUGCUUGAUGAUACAUUGAGUGAAAGUAGUGUAUAUAAUAAAAAAAGUAUAAAUAAUAGUAUUUUAACGAAUAAUAUAAAAAAUGUAGAUAAAAAUUUAAUAUAUGAGAAUAAUAAUAUUAUCAUGCCAAAGGCAUAUCAAGAGAUGUAUCAUAGUAAUAAUUGUGAUUUUAUGAAAAUGAAUAAUUUACCUGAUACGUUAAGAAAUAAUAAUAUGAUGAAUUUAAAGGAUCCAAACUGGAACAAUAAUAGUUGUAACAGCAAUAAUAACAAUAGUAAACAAUUGGAGAAUAAAAAAAAAUUGACCCACAAAAUAGUUAACACUUUAGAAAUAAAAGAAACGAAAAUAAAAACAAAACAGGGUGUAUUUGAAAUAACGUGUGGUGGAGAAGUGUUGUUUACAUUUUUAGGAAGAUCAGAAAUUAAAGAAUAUAAAAAUGUGAAAAAAGAAAAAAACAUUAAUAUAGACAUCACAAAACCAAGAGAAUUACUUUUUAUGAUUGAAAUAAACGGUAUAAAUAUCAAAAUAAAAGACGUUCUAAUGAAUAUUAUUUUAGAUUUCUACAAUUUAUUUGAAGAAGAAUUACCAAAGGCACACAAAGCAAGAUAUGAAUAUGCAUAUGAUGUAGUAGAAACUUUAAAAAAACAUACUCCUAAAAUAUCUCUAACAAAAAAGUGGUUAGGUAUAUAUAACUUAAUGAGUAAUGGAAGUACCCCUGAUUUUAUUGCAUCAUUAACAAACAACAUUUUUAUUGAAAAAAUUGAAAUUAAAGAAUACCAUGUAACAUUUAUCUUGAAAGAUAGAAAUACAAUAACCUUACAUAUCGAUGAUUUAAAUGGAAUAACUACAAAAUUUACGAAACAAAUAGCAGAUAAGAAAGAAAAAAAUAAUGAUCACAAACAUGGGGAUACCAAAGAUACCGAUGAAUUGUUUAAAGAACUAACAGGAGAUAAUGAAGAUGUAAAAGUUAUUUUAUUAAAUUUACAGAAAUUGCUAAAAAAGACAGGAAUAUCAAUUGAUAUAAUUAUUCAAAAUUGGUGUAAUACUUUACAAGCUUAUUCACAGUGUCUUCGUUUGUUAACAAAAGGAAACGCUGAGUAUACGUUGAAACUGAAGAAGGUGUUGGCAAACAUAACAGAAAGGACUGAAAUUCACAAGAGGCAUAUCUACUUUUCCAUAUUUCCCAUAAUAAUUGAAGAGUGA